Molecule: messenger RNA, 3901 nt
Organism: Rhineura floridana
Lineage: Eukaryota; Metazoa; Chordata; Lepidosauria; Squamata; Rhineuridae
Gene: MOV10L1
Product: Mov10 like RNA helicase 1
Exons: 27
Coding region: 174-3671 (1165 amino acids)
Molecular function (GO): ATP hydrolysis activity; helicase activity
Source: RefSeq, a predicted model, not a curated record
CUUUAUUAAAGCGGGCGAGGCACACACCGUCCUAUUCCUGCUGCUGUUCGGGUACCGUUCGCAGGCAUCGAGCCUUCGGCCACCCUGCUACGUGUUGAGCUGCGCUGUGUGGCGCGGGAAGCGUAAAAAGGAGGGAAAGCGCCUGCAGAGAGGCUCUCCGGAGGCCUGUGACGAUGUUCCAACUCUUGUCCAAAGGCCUCUCUUUUUUCUGGCGAAGGGCUGACUCGGAGAUAGUAGGAGAUAAGCCUCGGGCAGGAAGAGAUGGCAGAGAGAUAAAAACUGUACAUGGUGUCGUGACAAGAUUUUGCCUAGAUUAUGGGAUGAUAGAUGAUUCUAUCUGUUUCACCAGUGACACUGUGAUGAGCAAUGCACCACUACAAGUUGGACAGAAAGUUAUAGCUCUUGUUGAAGAAGAUGAAACAUCUAAUGGAUUAAAGGCAAUCAGGGUGGAAAACUUCUCUGAUAAAUGGGAAGAAGGCAGCAUAUGUCCUUAUGAAGUGGACUUGGACACUAGGACGCUCAUUGGCAGUAUUACAUCUCUAACUGCAGCUGGUGGUUACAUCAAUCGGACAACCUCCUUCUCUAUGAAAGAGGUUGGUGAAGGGUUUGACCCUUAUAAAGGAGAUUGGGUGCAAGCCGAAUAUGUUAUUAACCCAACAACCUGGACCAGUGAAGCAAUUUCUGUAAAGCCCUUGAGGUAUAAGAGAAUUGACAAGGUUCGUAUUUCCAGUGUGUGUGGAAGAAUUGGUGUAGUAGAUGACAGUAUAUUUUUUACUCUGGAUUGCCUGAGACUUCCUGAUGGUUAUUUGCCCCAUAGACAUGACCUGGUCAAUGUGGUGAUUGUGGAGAGCAGCCAGUCAUGUUAUAUCUGGAGAGCACUUUGUAUGGCUCCAGCUGAAAAUAAUUGGCCAUCUUUAACCAAUGGAAUCAACUCGGAUGAGUCAUGUGAAAAUUUAAUGAAAGACAAAGGAGGGCUUGAAGUGUCUAAAACAACGAACUUUGGAAAACUCAAAUUGGGGAUGAGUAAAAGCAAGGAAAUCUGGAUAGAGAAUAAAGGAAAAGCAGCACAUUAUUUAAUUAGCUGCAAAUUAGGUGGCUGGGAUAAAGAGAAGCAAUUUUGUCUUCAGGUGCCAAGUCAGAAGAGUUCUUCAGCAUCCUUAGCAUCAACUGCUGUCCCUAAAGGAGCUACUUCAGAAGUUCAUCCUGUGGAUCUAAACAAUCCUGGAGACCGUGACAGCUCUGUUACCCUUGGACAACCUGAAAAACCAGAAGAAGAGCAAAAAGAAACUGGAGAAGAGAAAACAGCAGAACCCAACAGGGAUAUCUCUCUGCCUCCUGGGAGAAAGAUUUCUAUAGUAAUUGUAUGCACUGCAAAGAACCCUGGCCACUGCAAAGAACUCUUGUUGCUCUGCUUUUCUGACUGCGUUAUUGGUCGCUACAUUGAAGCAACUAUAGAAACAGAAGAGGAGUUACUAAUAGCAGCCACCAAGCCUUUUUCCCCAAGAAAACAUCAAAUCACUUCUGACUUCCAUAACAACAGGGUAACGGUGGUUUUACCAGAAUUGAAAAGAAACUCAAGGAGACAACUACCAAGCUUCAUUCCCCAAUACCCUAUUCCAGAUAGAUUAAGGAAAUGUGUGGAAAAGAAAAUGGAUGUACUGAUUUUUCAACCACGUCUUGGAGAGGGCUUGACUCUAGCUAAUUAUAAAGCAAAAUUUUCUACUCUACUGUGGCUUGAGGAAAUCCAUGAAGAGAUGGAAAUGAAGGAUUUCUCUAUGUGUGGAGUCACCUUGGAAAAGAAUGGAAAUUUCUUAGUACUUGAAGUGCCAGGAAUUAUAGAGGGUCGUCCUUCUUUAUGUCCAGGUGACAGAGUGAUAUUAAAAACCCAAGACUACUUGCAACAGAUGAUCCAGUACAGUGCGCAUAUCUCUGAGAUUCACAAUGAAGAAAUUACCCUGAAGCUUAACCCAGAGUUUGAACAGUCUUAUAAUUCUGAACCCAUGGAUGUAGAAUUUACUUUCAGCAGGACCACCAGCCGGAGAUGCCAGUUUGCAGUGGAACAAGCCAUACAUUUAGGAGAAAAAGUUCUAUUUCCAGAUAGUCUCACUGUGCAGUCUCCACAAGUUAUCAAGCAGUGGCAUGAUUCAGAAUGUUCUUACAAUGCACAAAAGCAAAACAUCAUGCAAGAAGUUACGGAUGAGAGGGUAGAAUACGGUAAUGAAGAAAGGAUGCCAAAAGAUAAGGCAGUUGUCAUUUCUGACAUGGUGACCGUUUCCACACAAACAAUAAAUGGAACCUCGGCAUCUAAUAGAAGAGACUGUGAUUUCUUCAAUCCUCUGCUGAAUGAGCAUCAGAAACUAGCCGUGAAAAGGAUUCUUAGUGGUGAAUGUCGUCCAACUCCUUAUAUUCUCUUUGGACCACCAGGAACUGGCAAAACUGUCACAGUCAUUGAAGCAAUUUUGCAGAUACAUUAUACUUUAUCAGACAGUCGAAUACUGGUCUGUGCGCCAUCAAACAGUGCAUCAGAUCUAGUUUGUUCACGGCUUCAUGACAGCAACCUUUUGAAUCCAGGAGUUAUGGUCAGAGUUAACGCUUCCAGAAGAAAUGAAGAGAGUCUUAGUGAUGUGAUAAAGCUUUACAGCAAAGAUGGAGAAGAUAUUUGGCAAGCAUCUCGGUUCAGGAUAAUUAUUGUGACCUGUAGCAGUGCGGGAAUGUUCUACCAAAUAGGAAUAAGGCUUGGACACUUUACUCAUGUGUUUGUGGAUGAAGCAGGCCAGGCCAGUGAACCAGAAUGCCUAAUCCCAUUGGGACUGAUUUCAGAAAUGAAUGGGCAGAUAGUACUUUCAGGCGAUCCAAUGCAACUAGGUCCCGUCAUAAAAUCCAGGCUUGCUUCAGUUUAUGGAUUAAACAUUUCCCUUUUGGAGAGACUGAUGUGUCGAUCUCUAUAUCAGAGAGAUGAAGGUGCUUUUGGUGUUAUUGAAUCAUACAAUCCUUUGUUGAUUACAAAGCUUGUGAAGAAUUACAGGUCGCAUGCUACACUGCUCACGUUGCCAUCUAGACUCUUUUACCAUAAGGAGCUAGAAGUAUGCGCUGAUUCUUCAGUGGUGAACUGUUUGUUGGGAUGGGAGAUGUUGCCAAGGAAAGGUUUUCCACUCAUUUUUCAUGGAAUGAGAGGGACUGAAACACGCGAAGGAUACAAUCCUUCUUGGUUCAAUCCUACAGAAGCAGUCCAGGUCAUGCGUUAUUGUUGCCUUCUUGCUAAAAGCAUCAACCAUACAGUGUCACAGAUGGAUAUUGGAGUGAUUACACCUUACCAAAAGCAGGUUGAAAAAAUCAGAAUUCUCUUACGCAAUGUGGAUCUAAUGGAUAUCAAAGUUGGCUCUGUAGAGGAGUUCCAAGGACAAGAAUUCCUAGUGAUCAUCAUAUCAACAGUUCGAUCAAAUGAAACUUCAUUUGGUGAUGAAAAACACUCUUUAGGUUUCCUUACCAAUUCAAAGCGCUUCAAUGUGGCAAUUACCAGACCCAAGGCAUUGCACAUUAUAGUGGGAAAUCCUCAUGUGCUUGCCAAAGAUACCUGCUUUAGCGCUCUCUUGGAAUACAGUUUAACAAAUGGAGUUUACAUUGGCUGUGACUUACCACAAGAACUAGAAAAUCUAAAAUGGUCUGACUAAUCAAAAAGAAUUGCUGUGCUACUUGGUAAAUCUUCCCAACCACAUUUUGGUCUGCCAAAGGUUUGGUUACAUUCAAACCCAGUACUUCACUGGCAAGUUAAGAACAUUUUUUCCCCAAAAGUUGCUUAAAGAGAUGCAUCUUAAAACAGGAUACUUGUUAAAUUUAUAAUUAUUUCAAAGUUGUAUUUUUAUGCUGUAAAAAUCACUAACGAUUAAAGUUUUCUGCAUGA